GACUGCUUGCUCCUCCCUUCACAGGAGGCCAGCAGAAUAUGUAGUGUGAGAGUAGUGGAGAGAAGGCGGAGCUUCUCCAUGGCGUUUUCCGGAUCUGCUCUUGUCUGUUUCCAAAAACCCAUUUACAUGAGUUCUAAACUGUUCCUUAGAGAGAGAAGAUAAUGGUUUUAGAGAGAGAGAAUAUGAUGUAGAGAGAGAAAGUGGGGUUGGUUUCAAACGGUUCCCAGUGUCCUGAUUCAGUCUGAGAACCCCCAUUUCCGUCUUAGGAAAAUGUGUUUUAGUGGUAAAAUGCAUCUAACAGAGGGAACAAAUUUCAAAGGUUGAAGCUUUUGGUAUGCGGUCAUGGCAAGGCGGCAUGGCUGGCAGCUCCCUGCUCACACGUUUCAGGUGGUAGCGAUAACUGUAUUUUUCCUCUUGGCUAUUGCAUUCUAUGCUUUUUUUGCUCCAUUUCUUGGGAAGGACAUAUUUGAAUAUGUGGCAAUGGGAGUUUACACCCCUGUGGCGCUUUGUGUCUUUCUUCUUUACGUAAGGUGCACAGCAGUUGAUCCUUCGGACCCCGGAAUUUUGAUGCCAUAUGAUGAGACAUUGGCAUGUAGACAGCAGAUUAAUAUUGUCUCUGGCAAGCAUGCUUCCAACAGAGAGUCUCGAAGGGAGUCAAGAUAUCCACAAACUCCUACAAUGUGUAGUUGGGUCUCUUAUUUGAAUAUUUGCGGCCUCUUGUGUGGUUUGCUGGUAAAAGAUGAUUGUCGCAAAGAAGAAGAAAUUAACGAGCAAGAGGCCAAUGAAGAGGAUGCGCUAUUCUGCACCUUGUGCAAUGCAGAGGUUCGUAAAUUCAGCAAACAUUGCAGAAGUUGUGACAAAUGUGUUGAUGGAUUUGAUCACCAUUGUAGGUGGCUAAAUAACUGUGUUGGGAGGAAAAAUUACUUCACUUUCAUAUCCCUAAUGGCCAGUAGUCUUGUUUGGCUUUUGAUCGAAUUUGGGGUCGGUACCGCCGUCCUUGUGCGGUGUUUCGUUAACAGAAAGGGCACAGAGGAACAGAUAAUUGAUAGGCUUGGUAAUGGGUUCACCCUGGCUCCUUUUGCAACUGUGGUGGCAGUGUGUACAGCCGUCUCUUUGCUCGCAACCGUGCCCCUGGGGGAGCUAUUUUUUUUCCACAUGAUUCUGAUUCGAAAGGGUAUUACAACCUAUGAGUACGUUGUGGCUAUGAGAACUCAGAGUGAGCCACCAGGCCCAUCAGUGGAUGGAGAGCAGCAGCAAAGUAUGCCAUCGUCACCAACCAGUUCCGCUGUGACUGCAAUGAGUGGGGGAAGUUCUCUUGGGUUACAGUAUAAAGGAGCAUGGUGUACACCACCCAGAGUGUUUGUGGACCACCAGGAUGAGGUGAUCCCCCACUUGGGUCCCGGUCGUGUUCCCUCAACUGUCGAUCCAGAUGCUGUUGGUGCAAACCGACCCCCCAAACGAGCAGUCAGGAUCAGUGCGUGGAAACUAGCCAAACUAGAUUCAAAUGAAGCAAUGAGAGCUGCUGCUAAAGCCCGUGCCUCCUCCUCGGUCCUACGCCCUGUUAGUUCCCGACCCCAUCGAGGCUCUGGUUACUCUAGUGGAAACAUCAGUGGGGCAAGUAGUCUGAGAAGCUUAGAUAUUGGACCAAAUAAAGAAGCUCGGAACAAUAACCAAAGCUUUUCCCCUAUAACACGUAGUGUUAGCAGUUUUAGCAGCCCAGGUCACACUAAUGAACCAGCUUCAUUAAGCCCCCUUGCAUCGGAGCGGCCUUCUCUUUCAUCAAAUGCUGCUUCUCUCUCGAAUGUUGUUAAUGCGACAUUCCCAGUGGGAAGGAUGAUGCCUGACGCUGAGCAUUACAACCCAAUUUACCAGUCCUCAACGGGUAGAUCCACACCAAACAGGCCUGAUAGCUCGGUUACUGAGAGUAUCAGUGAGAAACCAGGUAGAAAAAGCAGUUAUACAGGCCGAGAUAACUUAACAGCUUCAGUGGUUUGGGAUCAAGGGGCUGGACGCUAUACAUUGGGUCCUGUAUCUAACGGAACUGAUGCGAAUUUAGAGGUUGGAGUUGGAGCUUCAAAUCAAGGAAUGGCUGCCUCAGAGAUGAAUUCAGAGACAAGACCAGUAAUUGGAGUUACCCAUGAGCCUGGAUCAGUUUUCUCAGGUGGCAGCUCUUCUGCAUUUUCUCUCUCUACCUCAGAGGCAAUUCAAGAGAGAAGGCGAGGAAUGGAGGGUAGCCGUGCACCAGGAUCAGUUUUCUCGGGUCGUGGAGGUGCUCCUAAUAGUUCCUCUGUGUUCUCUCUCUCUAACAUUGGGAACCAGAAUUUGUUAUACACAGAGCAGUCGAUAUUCUUUGGCGGUCCACUUUUGAGCAUGGAUUCAAGGGGGUCUAGCUUGGGAAAUGGCAGGCCCGAGGGCUUGGGUUUGCAGAGGCAGCAAGGCAGGGGAGGGAGGGGAAGAGGGUCUUCUCAGCUCCCUGUGUUUGUUCCAAGUGAUUAUCAGGAUAACCAGUUCUCUUGACUGAAUUGAGAACGCCUGGGUCCAAUUUGUUGAGGUGGCUGUAUAGGACUGAGUUGGGGGUGGCGUAAUUUGAGUUUGAGAGGAGCUGAUUAUUGUUGGUUUAGUUAAUGUAUGAGGAGGUUGGAAUGAGAUGUGGAACUUACACCCACGAAGACAUCGGAGCUUUUGAUGAAUACAGAGCUUCCAUUUUUUUUUUUUC
Amborella trichopoda is the source of this 2716-nucleotide messenger RNA. Its product is annotated as protein S-acyltransferase 21. Lineage: Eukaryota; Viridiplantae; Streptophyta; Magnoliopsida; Amborellales; Amborellaceae. Gene Ontology annotation, biological process: peptidyl-L-cysteine S-palmitoylation; protein targeting to membrane. The record is from RefSeq and is a predicted model, not a curated record. Gene Ontology annotation, molecular function: protein-cysteine S-palmitoyltransferase activity. Gene Ontology annotation, cellular component: Golgi apparatus; endoplasmic reticulum.